AUGACUUUCUUUAACUCCCAAAAUAACCAAAAAAGCCAUUCAUUUGUCAAACAAAACAACAAGAAGAGGCUGACCUUAGAACAAGUUAGCCACUUGGAGAAGAGUUUUGACUCCUACAAGAAGUUAGACCCGAACCACAAGCUCGAGUUGGCGUUGGAGCUUGGAGUUCCGGCUAGGCAAAUCGCUAUAUGGUAUCAGAACAGGCGGGCAAGGUGGAGGACUCAAAGUCUCGAGAUAGACUAUAGCUCUCUCCAGUCGAGGCUAGAAACAGCUUUAGCAGAGAAAAAGAAACUCGAGAAGGAGACCGAGCGACUUAGAAUCGAGUUGGGGAAGGCUCAACAAAUGGUUGUCGAGUUGAAACAAGGUGGAAACAUUAAUAACUCUAGCUAUUAUGAAGAGGGUGGGAGCUCGAAUAUUUGUAGCUUGAAUGAUGAAUUAAGUCGUCCAAUAUGGGAGGAUAUUGAUGAUCAACAUAACGAGGGAAGUUUGCAAUUUCAAGAACUUUUAUGCAUGUUUGAUUGGGGCCGAUCACAAGUCUAA
Messenger RNA from Impatiens glandulifera, 540 nucleotides. RefSeq names its product homeobox-leucine zipper protein ATHB-52-like. The transcript has a single exon. Gene Ontology annotation, molecular function: sequence-specific DNA binding; DNA-binding transcription factor activity, RNA polymerase II-specific. The record is from RefSeq and is a predicted model, not a curated record. Gene Ontology annotation, cellular component: nucleus. Bases 1 to 540 code for a protein of 179 amino acids. Gene Ontology annotation, biological process: positive regulation of DNA-templated transcription. Lineage: Eukaryota; Viridiplantae; Streptophyta; Magnoliopsida; Ericales; Balsaminaceae.